UUCUCUGUCUCUCUCUCUCUCUCCACCUCUUUCUCUAUCUCUCCUCUCUAUUUUUUUUUUCCUUUUUCUCUCCCCCAAAUUAUAUAAAAUCCACCACAUCAAAGAUUCGUUUUCGUACGCGACGCCCCGACUUUGAUUCUCUCUCUUUUGGUUUCUUGAUUUCUCUCUUCUCUAAUCUUAUAUUACACCACCUUUGGAUUAAAUCAUUUUUUGUUCAAACACAUAAUUAAACUUUUAAUUCUAUUGUUGUUUGUUUUUCUUUUAUGUAUAUAUAUAUAUAUACAGUUUAUUCUUUUUGUGAUUCUGGUUAGAUCCUUUAUUCUCUUCUCAUAUUCUUCUUCUUGUUGGGUUCGGAUCCGUCUAAUGCUUUCAGAACAAAACCCCCUUCUUUUUAUUGAUAAUUAUCAUCAUUAAGCAAUAAUAACAGCCAAAAAAGAAAGUAACCAUCUUGUUUAAAGAAAAUGGAUUACGCAGAGAAGAUGCAGAGGUGUCAUGAAUAUGUAGAAGCAUUAGAAGAAGAAAAGAGAAAGAUUCAGGUGUUUCAGCGCGAGCUUCCUUUGUGUUUAGAGCUUGUAACUCAAGCUAUUGAGGCGUGUAAAAGGGAGUUAUCUGGUACGACGACGGAGUAUAUGCAUGGGCAAUCCGAGUGUUCCGAGCAGACAACGUCGACUGAUGGAACUGCAAAUGGAACUGGGACUAGAUCCCUGGUGCUCGAAGAAUUUAUUCCUAUCAAAAGGAUUAAUUCUUCUUCUCAUAAUGAUAAUGAUAAUGAUGACGAUAAUGAGAACGAAAAGGAAGACAACGAUGAUGAUGAAGAAGAAGAAGAUCAAGAUUCGCAUAAGCCAAAUAAAAGUAUCAGAGACAUUAACAAUGAUCAAAAGAAGAAAUCUGAUUGGCUUAGAUCUGUUCAGCUGUGGAAUCAAUCUUCCCCAGAUUCAGAACCUCCAAAAGAGGAUUUGCCUAGAAAGGCAGCGGUGACGGAGGUGAAGAGAAAUGGGGGAGCAUUUCAGCCAUUUCACAAAGAGAAAGGUAUUGCCAAAACCCCUCCUUCAGUGCCUGCUUCGGCUACUAGUUCGUCGGCCGAGACAGGAACAGGAGGAGGGACUAGUGGUGCUGGAAACAACAGAAAAGAAGAUAAAGAUGGCCAAGCUCAAAGGAAACAAAGGCGAUGUUGGUCACCGGAAUUGCACAGACGCUUCUUGCAUGCCCUUCAACAGCUUGGUGGUUCACAUGCAGCAACACCAAAGCAAAUUAGAGAACUAAUGAAGGUGGAUGGACUGACUAAUGAUGAAGUUAAGAGCCAUUUGCAGAAAUACCGAUUGCAUACAAGAAGACCAAGCCCCACAAUUCACAACAACAGCAAUCCACAAGCACCACAAUUUGUGGUUGUUGGGGGCAUAUGGGUGCCACCACCAGAAUAUGCCGCCGUGGCUGCAACAACAGCAUCGAUGGAAACAGUAACUACAGCCGCAGCCAAUGGCAUCUACGCCCCUGUGGCUGCACCACUGGGCACCAUCCCCAAGCAGCAACGUGCCCAAUCUCAGCACUUGCAGUCAGAAAGAAGAGGUAGUCAUAGCGAACGAUCUAAUUCCCCUGCUACAUCUUCCUCCACGCAUACCACAACAAACUCCCCCGUCUUUUGAUUAUAUGAUGUGAUAAACACGAGAAUGAUGUAAAAUUUUGUAACCAAAUAAUAUGAAAAGAGAAAAGGCCUAUUACAUGACAUAGAGCUUUCUUUUUUAAAAGAAUUUUUUUUCUUCUUCUUAAACUUUUGUUUGUUGUAAUCGGAUUGUGAGAAAGAAGACAACCUUGAAUAACGAGUCCUUGGAUCUUCUUCAUGCA
Messenger RNA from Ricinus communis (castor bean), 1842 nucleotides. RefSeq names its product transcription factor HHO3. Gene Ontology annotation, molecular function: DNA binding; DNA-binding transcription factor activity. The record is from RefSeq and is a predicted model, not a curated record. The transcript has 5 exons. The coding region runs from base 462 to 1643 and encodes 393 amino acids. NCBI's taxonomy places the organism in Eukaryota, Viridiplantae, Streptophyta, Magnoliopsida, Malpighiales, Euphorbiaceae. Gene Ontology annotation, biological process: regulation of DNA-templated transcription.